AUGGAUAAUGGUUUUCCACUCAAGACUGAGCCAAACAUCUUGAAAGAGAUGAUUGCCACACCUAAUAUUGUGAACAAAAUGUUGAAUGUUGUUACUGGUAAGAGCUCUACACUUGACAGCAAACUUCCAGAUGCAGCUGCUGCUUUUGUACCUUGGCGAACAACAAUAGUCAAGGAUGCAAGCAAUGAAGUCUAUGUUAACAUAGUUGAAGAACUUGAUGCAUGUGUAAACAGAGAGGGGGUUCUAGUGAAAUGUGAAGCAUAUGGUGAAGUUCAAGUAAACUGCAGCCUCCCAGGUGUGCCAGAGUUGACCAUGUCAUUUGCCAACCCUACAAUUAUCAAUGAUGUUACCUUCCACCCUGUGUUCGAUUCAGGCCUUGGGAAUCAAAUCAGGGUUAAGAAAUUGAAGAAGACACCAAUUUAUGUGAAACUUCAAUUAACAUCAGAUUCUGGGAAUUGUCGUGUUAGUGUGAUGGUGGGGAUUCGAAAUGAUCCUGGGAAACCAAUUGAUUCAAUAACCGUGCAGUUUCAGUUGCCCCCUCUUAUUGUUUCUGCUGAUUUGACUGCAAACUAUGGCACAGUUGACAUCCUUGCCGACAAGGUGAAAUUCAAGAUUAUGGGAGUUGCCCUGUCUGGUCUUCAAAUUGAUAAGCUGGAUGUGAAAAACACACCGAACGCUCCAUACAAAGGUUUCAGAGCCCAAACUCAAGCUGGAAAGUAUGAGUUGAGGUCCAAGACCAGUUGCAUUUGGGUCAUUUUAUCCUGUUCUGCGCCCAUUACUGCAUUUGAAGGGAGGUACCAUUGUUCAUUUUAUCCUGUUCUGGGCCCUUUACUGCAUUUGAAGGGAGGUGCCAUUGUUCAGGUCAAUAGGUGUCCUGUUCCUGUACCUGUACCUGAAUCAGAUUCUACUGUCUGGUGUGAAAGCAACAGAAUAUUGCGACUCUAG
This is a messenger RNA of Miscanthus lutarioriparius, 945 nucleotides long. NCBI's taxonomy places the organism in Eukaryota, Viridiplantae, Streptophyta, Magnoliopsida, Poales, Poaceae. The record is from the annotation of a GenBank genome assembly.